Messenger RNA from Dracunculus medinensis (Guinea worm), 450 nucleotides. Lineage: Eukaryota; Metazoa; Nematoda; Chromadorea; Rhabditida; Dracunculidae. The record is from the annotation of a GenBank genome assembly.
AUGCGAGUGUCUCGGACCAAACAACCACUUCAGCCACAUCAUAGCAGACUUGUAAAUUUUUACAUAAAGAAACAUAAAGAAAUCAAUGGAGUCAUUGAUAUCACGAAACAGAUGCACCAGACACUUGGACAACAAAUAAUAAUAUAUCAAUCUACAAUAAAUUUUGCACUCACUGAAGGACAAUUAUUAGCCUAUGAUGGAAACGAUCUUGGUCGUACUGAACACCGCAUUACUCAAAGCGGAAAAUGUGUUACCAACAAUAACAAUAGUAUUAUCGAAUUAUCGAAUUGUCCAUACAAAAGGAUUGUAAAUACAAUUAUAAGUAACUUUGUAACUUCACUAAAACCUUCACUAAACCUUAUCGCAUGGAUGGCGAUAUUAUCAUCGAUAUGGGACCAAAUUCGUCUAAACCGAGAGAUCGAAGGACUAAAAAUUUGUUACCAGUUAUAA